GCGAGCAGUCGUGGGGUUGGCUGGAUUGUGAUAGGGACAGAUGUCUAGAAAACUGUGAGGGGCACUCCUCGGUUACAACACAGUCCCGGACUGCAGCUCGGAGAGCAGGGGUGGAAUCUGCAGCUGUCACUCCAAAAGGUUUACCUCCAUUAUCGCAUCCAGCCGGAGAUUGGAGAAGAACUGAUCCCUCUCUAGAACCACAGGAGACAUCAUGGGAGGCAAACUAAGCAGAAAAAGGAAAGGAUAUGAUGUCAGCGACCCCAAAGACAAGAAGGAUGAGGCUGCAGCAACACCUGCUGGAGCAGAAGAGUCUGCUAAAGUGGAAGAUGGAGCCCCACCCACAGGAGCCGCUGUGCCAGCUCAGGCAGACAGUGUGGUCGAGGAGACUGCUGAGUCAGCAGUGGCAGCAGAAACUGAAGUUGCAAAACCUCCAGAGGAACCUAAAUCUGCACCUCUAGAAGAACCGGCUCCUGCAGUUACAGAGGAGGCUGUCCCUAAACAGGAAUCGGCAGUUGAGGAAGCAGCACCAGCAGCGGAAGAACCAGUCGCAGCAGCAGUGGAAGCACCUCCUGUUGUAGAAGAAAAAGCUGAAGCAGUGGAGGAAGCAGUGCCAGUAACAGAAGAAGCAGUUGUAGCAGCAGUGGAAGCAGCUCCUGUUGCUCAGGAGCCGGCUGCAGCAGUGGAAGCAGCUCCUGUUGUAGAUGAAAAAGCUGCAGCAGCAGAGGAAGCAGCUCCUGUAGCAGAGGAACCAGCUACAGCAGCAGAGGAACCAGCUCCAGAAAUAGAAGAGCCAGUUGUUGCAGCAGAGGAAUCUGCUCCAGCAGUAGAAGCGGUACAGGAACAAGUUCCAGUAGAGCUCCCAGUGACCACAGCAGAAACAGAGGAAACUUCUGCUCCAGCACCAGAAGAACCUGUUCCAGUUGAAGUCCAACCCCAUGUAGAAGAACCUGCUGCAGCUGUAGAAUCUGUUCCAGAACCAGAAGUUGCUGUAGCCAGCACAGAGGCAGCACCUGUGGACCAAGAGCCAGAGCCAGAGCCUGUACCAGAGACUGUUACUGUGCCUGAAGUCACUGUGGAGGAGGUAGUGGUACCUGCUGUUGCCUCUGAACCUGAACCAGUGGCUGAGCCAGCAACGGUGCCAGUGCUGGAGUCUGCCCCGGAACCAGAACCAACCAUAGAGGUAGAGCCUGAACAAGAACCAGAGCAAGCAGUAGAGAUCGAGGCAGAGGCAGAGAAAGCAACAGAGCCGGAGCAAGUACCAGAGCCAGAGCAAGUACCAGAGCCAGAGCAAGUACCAGAGCCAGAGCAAAUACCAGAGCCAGAACUAAAACAGGAACCAGAACCACUGUCAGUGGAAGCACCUGAGCCAGAACCUGAACCAGAGCAAGCCCCAGAGGCAGAGAUCCAACAAUCACUAGAGCCAGAAGCUGAGCAAGAUGCUGAGGCAGUGAAGUCUCCAGCAGAGGAACAGGUAGAAGAAACUGAACCAGAACCAACAAUAGCCACAUCUGACGUUACUGACAUUGGGACUGUGGAAGCAGAAGCAUGUAAGGUCUUGGAGGCUGCAGCAGAGGAUGUCUCCACUGAAGCCUCCAACACUGAGGCGGCAGCUGAGCCAGAAGCAGCAGAACCUGUCCCUGAUAUUGUCGUCUCAGAUUCUGUCUCUGCCAGUGAAAUUACUGCUGAACCAGAAAAGGCAGCUGAAGAGGUGCCUUUCCCAGAGCCGGAGGUAGAAACCAAGAUGGAAAAUGGAGAAUUAGAGAGCCCCUCUCUUACACCGGAUGCAGCAGAAGUCGAUGCACCACCUGCUGUGAAUGGAGAGUGCAGAGAUGCUGCUGCUGUGGCCACACAGGCAGAGGAAUGUGUUAAUGGGAGUGAAAAGCUCGAGGAGACGCCUAUCAAGGAGCAGAGUGACUUUGAACUGAAAAAGGACGUGAACCUGAGCGGGGACGUCCAGGAAGUUCCCGAUGCAGUCUCAGACAUGGUGGAAGGUCUCAGCACUGAAGUCACUCAGGCAGUCUGAACAGAAGCCAUCUUUCAAAUCAGUGUGAAUUCAGUUUAAUCCCCCCGAUGGUGCAAGACAGCUAUCAAGGUAUCACAAACACAGCUAGGCUUUCUGAAAUGCUGUAACCACUGUAAUGUCUUUAGUGGUAACUCAGGCAAAAGGAUGUUUUCUCUUGAGUAACCAAAAAUUGAAAUGCAACCACUUGAGGAUAGAACGAGCAGACAGACAGAGAUUGAUAGUAAGUGUGAUGAAAGUGCAGAGAAGAGAUCUGAAUUUGGAAAUUUGAGUGCAGACAGACAGUGAAGCUGGACAGCAUGGCAAGAACCUAUGGACAGUAAAUAUGAUAUUAUGGAAUGAAACAAAUAAAUCUGUCUGUGUGUGAGGUCGAUAAACAUGACAAAGUGGUUUAUUGGAAAAGCAUUCAUUAUUAGUAUAUUAUUUGAUUUAGAAUUUCAUAUAUCCUUUCUAUUACUAUAUGCAGAGACAUGACAUGUGUUUUGGCCUUUUAUAAUAAUGGUACCUGUGAGGACUUUUAAUUUUAAACUGAUUGUUCAGAAUAGAGAAUAAAAAGAGAUUGUUAUAGUCUA
Messenger RNA from Acanthochromis polyacanthus (spiny chromis), 2592 nucleotides. Its product is annotated as fibrous sheath CABYR-binding protein. Bases 212 to 2023 code for a protein of 603 amino acids. The record is from RefSeq and is a predicted model, not a curated record. The transcript has 2 exons. Lineage: Eukaryota; Metazoa; Chordata; Actinopteri; Pomacentridae.